Messenger RNA from Hylaeus anthracinus, 1001 nucleotides. RefSeq names its product protein chibby homolog 1 (gene Cby). The transcript has 3 exons. The record is from RefSeq and is a predicted model, not a curated record. Lineage: Eukaryota; Metazoa; Arthropoda; Insecta; Hymenoptera; Colletidae. The coding region runs from base 560 to 952 and encodes 130 amino acids.
UUUUUAAUAAUAAUAAUAAUAAUAUAAUUAUUUCUUUCUUUUUUCUUCUUUUGAUAAUAAGUAAAAUUAGCACUAGUUGCCUUCGAAUAAAAAAUGAAAAAAAAAACGCGAAAUUAACUUAACCUUUUUCACGAUGCUGAUUGAAUUUACAAUCAAAAGUGUAUUAAUAUUAAAUAAAGACAUCAAACAAAAAUGCAAGAUAGUAGUAAUAACUAUUAAAAACAAGUAGUUUUCUCGAAACUUAUUAAUUAGUUACAAGUGGUUACAAGAGUAGUUUGGUUCGUUCACUGCUAGAUGGCUAUACGUUUCACUGCCCAUGUUGUUUGUAAACAGAUCAGCUCAAGGAUUGUAUCUACUAUUAUUUAUUAAAUAUGUAUCACUGCGUUGUGAAAGUAAAUUGUAACGCACGUAAACACGACCCAAAAAAUUAAAACAAUUCGAUGUCGCAUUUUUAACGUUAAAAGAUUCGUUUUUACAAUAGGUGUACUUAAUGUCGUAAAUAGUCAUUCUACUUUUAUGUUUACGUAAAUUGUUAACAUUGAAUAGAUUGGUAUGUACAAUGCCUUUGUUUUCAAAUAAAUUCUCUCCCAAGAAGACGCCUACAAGAAAGGCAGGAGUAUUUUUAGCAAACAAAGAUUUGAGUCCAAAGCGAAUUGAAAAAGAACUUGGACCCAAUGUUGGUCCUAUACGUUUGAAAUUGGGGGAUCAGGAAGCUGUUUUUGAGUCUGGUUUAUGGAUUCCAGAAUCUGGUACCAUUGGAGGAACUUUCAAAGAAAAUGAAAAAUUAAAAAAAGAAGUAAAGAAAUUAGAAGAAGAAAACAACUUGUUGAAGCUAAAAUUUGAAGUACUUCUUGAUAUGUUGACACAAACAACGGCAGACUUUCAUUCACAAAAAGAAGAGUUAGAUAGAUUAAAAAGAAAUUCAAUGUAUAAUAAGGGCAGUGAAUCUUGAUAUAGACAUAUUAAUUCACAUUUAUAAUAUAAAAUUUUCAUAUGUAGGA